AUGGCCGACAAACACGUCGACAAAUUUUUGCAAGCGUAUCCAGUUCAUAUUGAAAUGCCAUUACAGCAAUUUGAUUGGGUAGAAUUCAUCAGUCAGGCCAAACUAUUUUUCAAUAUUAGUGCCUUUCACUAUCAAAAGAUACUGGGAAAAGUUGGUAAGGAUACCAAAAGUCAAGUUGCUUCACUUGCUUGUAUAUUAUACAAAGACAUAUACUCAGUCUUUGUUUUCCUCAUGACUUUAAUAUAUCUAAAGAUAUAUCUUAAUUUUAGACGAUAUAUGCAAACUAUUUUUAUUUUUGGCAUCGGAAUGUUAUUAAUAAUACAACAAGAUGAAUCUUCAAUUGUCCAAUUUUAUAGGAUGCUGUCCUGUAUCAACGGCUAUUGGUGAUAUAGCUAGUGGCAAAUCGACGGCGCUGCACGUUAUCAGCAAAAUGAUGGGUAUGCACAUGGUCUCGCAGUCCUCGGGAGAAUUUGUUGCCUCCGAUCUUUCCAAGACAACCAUUCCAUUGAGCUGGGACGAUCCCACGCAUCCAAGUCUCUUGCGUCAACCAUCAGUUUCUGCCUUCAAUGGACUCGGGCGUCAGACAAAAUUACGAGGAAAUGAAAUACCACUCACUUCGUUUCUAUUGACAAUCAAUUUCAAGAUGGAUGACGACAUGAGGUAAAAUAAUAUAUGACAUGAUAGAUAGAUUUAUAGAUAGAUAGUUUAAUAGAUUUUACAUGGCAGCCGAAUUGCGUAAAAUUAACAAAACUUACAAGCAAAUUAAAAACAACACAUACACAAUUACAUAUUACUGAAUGUAAUAGUAUUACAUAUUAUAUGACAUCAGUGCAAAUUCAGAUGUGUCCCCCACCACCACCACUGCUAAAAUAGAGAUCAACCAAAGUUGUAAGCACAGCUAGAAAGACCCAAAAACAUGCAUAAAAGCAAAGCAUGUUGCUAUAAAGAACUGAUAGACAGAAAAUUUCAUUAGAAAACCCUUACAAUUGAGCGACCCCAGUUAGCUGUAAAUAGCUAAAUACGUUGACACUAAAACAAAGUUAUUCAUCCAUCCAUUCAUUCAUUCAUUCAUUCGUUUAUCCAUCCAUUCAUACCAAAUACGAGAUAUGUAGCACAUGCUAUACCAAACAACGUUUCUUAGCAAACACAUGCCAAGUUUGAACAAUUGGUGUCCAUAAUUGUUAUAUCAACAAUCUAAAUUUACUCAACCAUAUUCAUAGAUCCUUUGAGCAGACGACUCCAAUAUGGUUUAACAAGUUGGUACCAGCAGAGGAGGGCACAUCAAUGCCAUUCUUGGACGGUCGACACGUGAUGUUUGAGAUGGCCACAACAAACUGUGUUUUAGAUAUAAUACGCUUUUCUGUAAGCAUAAAUGACGCGGGCCUUUCGGAGCACACCAACUUCUUCAAAAGCAAGCUUGCAGGUCUUUUGCCUCGUCUUCCUGAUAUUUACUCUAUCUACAGGUUCUUUGCCUUUGAGGUAAGCAACAAUGGCUAUUACUAAUUAAAUUAAUACUGUUUGUUAUAUAUCCGAGGUUUUCUCCUUAUAUGUUCACCUGAAGGAAUAAAAUUAUAGGUUAAAAAUGUUAUUUUUAAAAUUUGAAUAGCCGAUUCACACGUAGCCUGAAUUUCAGACGUCCAUUGUUAAUAUGUCCAAUCCACAUGUUGCUGUCUCUAAACUUUCAGGAAAUCGAUUUGUUAAGGAUUGUUUCUAACAAUUUUUUUUUAUUGUUAACUUCCACAACGUUUACAUACCCAGACGCCUUUGGUAGAUUAUAUAUGCUCACCUCUGCACAGGAUAGCGAUCCAAAUCUUGUGACAUGAUAUCAUGAGAGGGCAUAUAAUUUAAUCCUAAAAAGACCGAGGAACAUAACCAGAGAGAAGCCAAGCAAAACAAAAAUCGUUUCUUUCUUAUAUACAAAUAUGACGUAUUUAUGGGCUGCCGUGAGAGGGCUACAAGUUUCACGAGCCUUCCAAGUGUAGCCUAAUUGUCUAAAAACUUUCGCUUAUAGAUUGUGAAACUUGUGGACGACAGCAGCAUCGUCAGUACAAUGGAAGUUGACAACUACCUCAACACAGAUUUUCUGCUCUUCAUACGGUCAAUGUAUGUUGGGAGUGCCAAAGCGCUCACAUCAUUUGAGGAAUUCUUCAAUUUGCUUCUUCAAGCAAUUAUAAAAUGUGGCUAUAAAAAGGAUAAGGUACAUACAAUUUUAAUUUAUUUUGGUAAUGUAGAAAUAAAAACGAGAAAAUAUUGUUUUGUUACCUUUCAUACCCAGAGCCAAAGAAUAAUUAUCGGGAGAUGUUGACCAAUCACAAACGAGAAUAUGGUUUGAAUAUAUAAUAAUUAACAAUUAUUGGAAUUAUCAAGGUAGAGAUAAGCAGCCUAGCCGAAACUGAUAAUGCUUAACGAGACUGUGAUAAUUUUGCAUAUCAUGACAAAAACUGAAUUCAAUUAUCGUUCUGGAAUUAUACAUUUGUUUGUGUUAAAUAGAUACCGCUUGCUAAUCAUCGCAGGCUCAUUUGCAGAUAACUCGGUUAUCUGCAGAUAAAUGAAUUUUCUGUAGGUUGCGUGAUUUAACUGUAAGCUCUUAGCCAAUCAAAUUGUUUUUACCAACUACAAUGUAUAAUAAUAACAUUUAUAUGCUCUUUGCAUUUAGUUGUCAAAGUGGAUCAAACCUGUGGUGCAUGGCAGGAAGGAGAAAAUAGACUCCUCGCAUUGAUCAUCCAGAAUGCUACCUUCACCAUAGAGAACGCAGGCUUUCAAAAAAUUAGCGAUAAGAACAUUCGCGAUUUGGCAAAGGGGAUGCCACAUGCAAAUGUAAACCAGAAGGCCAGUUUUGCUGAUAUGACCAGAAAGGUGUCCUGUUCACAUUCUUCCAAAAAAAAGCAUUGACGAACUUGAUGAAAGUAAGUUUUGAUAAAGACCUUCAUACCCAUUUUAUUUGUUCAUUGCAUUUUUCAUGACAAAAAAUUACCUUGCUAGGUAUCACUUUUUUAGACACAUUUCAAUGGUUAACCCUAGCUCAUAACGCAUGGAAACUUUCUUAUAUUGGUGUACAAUUGGACAAAUUAUUGAACACUUGAAUACAUAUGUACAAAAUAAUGUCUCAACGACGAGAAAUGUGAAAAAAACACAUGAAUGUUUGAGGUGUGCUGAUCUCCAAGAAGAGAUCAGAAUUACGGAUGAAAAAGUAGAGGCCAAGGCAAAAGAAACUGAAGAUUUCCAUUAGCAACAAAUUUUGGAAAUCAAAAGGAGGCACAAAGAAGAGCUUGGAAGUUUAAAGAGAGAAAACGCAGCUCUAUCUAGAAGAAUUUUGCAAUUACAAAAUGACGCGAGAGAAAUGAGUAGACAAAUUGACUUCCUUUCUGGCGUCGUGCGCGAGGCAGAAAAGAGAACGGCUGUGCCAAGUCAAACAGAUAAGCCAACAAAGCAGAGUGAUGGAACAUCUGUGACAAAAUCUGUUGCCAGGAUAAUCGGUGAGUUUAUCAUAAACAUUUUUUUUAAUUGUAAUUACAAUGUGUGUCCAAUUAGUACUGUACGUUUUAAGCCUGUUUUCUAUAGUUAUUUACUGCCAAUUGCGUUCAAAGAAACUUUGGACAUUCGCCACCCACUGACUUCGUGUGGAAAGGUCUAUUUGUUGUGCAACACUAUAGGGGUAUAUAACACGCUUUCACUUUGCAUUCUAUAAAUAAAAUGACACAAUUAACAUUUAUUCGUCUCAGGCUCGGUGAUUAUCGGGGAAUAUUAGCCGAGACGAAUGUUUUAGUAUUUUUACACAAGUUUGUGUUUUUAUUUCGCUUAUUUCUUUAUCAGUAACUUCCACAAAAAGGCUAGCCGCCAUUUUAAAAAAUUAGGUUUUGUUGUAUUCACCUGUAGGUGAAUAUUAACUUAUUAUAUUAACCGAACGCAAGGUCUGUAUAGAAAAAUAUCAGAGAUUUUGUUUGUACAGACCGAGCCCGUAGGGUGAGGUUUGUACAAAAAGACCGAGGUCCGAUAUUUCUCUGUACAUUGAGCAAGCGAGGUUAAUAAAAAGUUUAUUAUAUGGCAUUUAUAGGUAUUUAUACUUGAAACAAAAAGAGAAAUGCAAGAUUUGAAAUGUAUAUUAGUAUCGUAGUACACAUUUGGUCGAAAAAACAAAAAAAUACCAAUACAUUCCUUCUUUUCAACUAAAAACCAUCCGCAUAUAUCUUAUUAAUAACAUUAAAUUAUAAUUUACAAUUUGAUGGACUGCUGAAAGUGCUUCUUAGCCAAUCAGUCUCUCAUUUCACCGGAAGUGAUGCUUGCCUUAUAAUAAAACAGCUUAAUACGUCAAAUUUGACCAAUCAACUUGUGGGAUUUGUUGUUAUAUUCACUUGUGCAAAAAUACUAAUCUUGUUUAUUUGCUUAUGAUAGAAUCUUCAGUCGACAAUGAAGGAAAACAGUUAGAUCUUAACGACUCAGGUGGGUUCAAACUUUUCAUGCAAAAUCACUAUUUAUAUAAUUAUAUAGUAUAACGAGAUGAACCAGAUCUCAAUUCUGUGUUCAGAGUGCGCAUGGCGAAAGCUCGCCUAAUAAUAUAUAAUUGGAAGUAAAAGCAUGGUGGAGUUUGGCAAAAAGUGCAUUACUGAAGCUAAAUCUCGAUGAAAAUUUUCCGUCAAUGGAAUGCUGCCAAUAACUAAUAAGUGUUAAAAUUUUAGCAUUGCGAAAUGUUGCAGACUCGCUGAAUUCAGAAUUAUCAAAUAGUAUGGCCUAUGGGUAAAGUCAGAUAACAUUAUUCGUCCAUAAAGACCGUAUUAUUUUUCUGUCUACUAAUAACAUACAAUUUCAUUUUUUAGGUUUAGGACAUGAACUGGACGACGAAAAUACUUCAAGGGGUAUCUGUUUUUGUGAACAUGACUUGUAUUUCAUAAAAAUUAUACCUGCGUUCCACCUUGGUUAA
Messenger RNA from Paramuricea clavata, 4918 nucleotides. NCBI's taxonomy places the organism in Eukaryota, Metazoa, Cnidaria, Anthozoa, Malacalcyonacea, Plexauridae. The record is from the annotation of a GenBank genome assembly.